GGCUCGGCGCCGCUGGAGCAGACGCCGGUUCCGAGUCGGACGCCUGGCGCUGGCGACUUUGGAGGUCUCCCCGUGAACUUUGUACAGCUAUGAAACCUACAUAGUGGGGUGCCACGAUGCUUCUCCUGUUGGCCAUAUGAGGAUGAGGAGAAGUUGGCUUUGGAGUGCUGGGAGCCUGAGCAAUUGCUAAGCGCUUGGUGUGCCCAGCCUGCCCACUGGAGAGCCCACAACACAAUGAACAAACUGACCUUCCAUAACAACAGAGUCAUGCAGGACCGUCGCAGCGUGUGCAUUUUCCUUCCCAAUGAUGAGUCCCUGAACAUCAUCAUAAAUGUUAAAAUUCUGUGUCACCAGUUGCUGGUCCAGGUGUGUGACCUGCUCAGGCUAAAGGAUUGUCACCUGUUUGGUCUCAGUGUUAUACAAAAUAAUGAACACGUAUAUAUGGAGUUGUCACAAAAGCUUUAUAAGUAUUGUCCAAAAGAAUGGAAAAAAGAGGCCAGCAAGGUACGACAAUACGAAGUCACUUGGGGUAUCGACCAGUUUGGGCCUCCCAUGAUCAUCCAUUUCCGAGUGCAGUACUAUGUGGAGAAUGGAAAACUGAUCAGUGACCGAGUGGCGAGAUACUAUUAUUACUGGCACCUGAAGAAACAAGUUCUGCACUCUCAGUGUGUGCUCAGAGAGGAGGCCUACUUCCUGCUGGCGGCCUUUGCACUGCAGGCUGACCUUGGGAACUUCAAAAGGAACAAGCACCGGGGAAAGUACUUUGAGCCGGAGGCUUACUUCCCGGCAUGGGUUGUUUCCAAGAGGGGGAAGGAAUACAUCCUGAAGCACAUUCCUAACAUGCACAAAGACCAGUUUGCACUGACGGCCUCCGAGGCGCAUCUGAAAUACAUCAAAGAGGCCGUCCGACUGGACGACGUGGCCAUCCAUUACUACAGGCUGUACAAGGAUAAAAGGGAAGUUGAAGCUUCACUGACUCUGGGAUUGACCAUGCGGGGAAUUCAGAUUUUUCAGAAUCUAGAAGAAGAGAAACAAUUGCUGUUUGAUUUCCCCUGGACAAAUGUCGGGAAGUUGGUGUUUGUGGGCAAGAAGUUUGAGAUUUUACCAGAUGGCCUUCCCUCUGCCAGGAAGCUGGUCUAUUACACAGGGUGCCCCACACGCUCCCGGCAUCUCCUGCAGCUGCUGAGCAACAGCCACCGCCUGUACAUGAACCUGCAGCCGGUGCUGCGCCACCUCCGCAAGCUGGAGGAGAAUGAAGAGAAAAAGCAGUACCGGGAAUCCUACAUCAGCGACAACCUAGACCUUGACAUGGACCAGCUGGAAAAGCGAUCCCGUGCCAGCGGGAGCAGCGCCGGCAGCGUGAAGCAUAAGCGUUUGUCCCGCCACUCCACGGCCAGCCACAGCAGCUCCCACACCUCGGGCAUCGAAGCGGACACUAAGCCCCGGGACCCAGGGCCAGAAGACAGCUGUUCAGGCAGCGCCGUGCACCGCAAGCUGAAGACCUGCAGCUCCAUGACCAGCCAUGGCAGCUCCCACACCUCAGGGGUGGAGAGCGGCGGCAAAGAGCGCCUGGAAGAGGACUCUCAGGACGAUGAAAUAGAGAUGCUGGUCGACGACCCCAGGGACCUGGAGCCCAUGACAGAGGAAGUCAGCCCUGACGUGUGCAUCUACAUCACAGAGGACAUGCUCCUGUCAAGGAAGCUGAAUGGACACUCUGGGCUAAUUGUGAAAGAAAUCGGUUCUUCCACCUCCAGCUCUUCAGAAACAGUUGUCAAGCUUCGUGGGCAGAGCACUGACUCCCUUCCACAGACAAUAUGCCGAAAACCAAAGACUUCCACGGAUCGACAUAGCCUGAGCCUUGACGACAUCAGACUGUACCAGAGAGACUUCCUGCGCAUCGCAGGUCUGUGUCAGGACACUGCUCAGAGUUACACUUUUGGGUGUGGCCAUGAACUGGAUGAGGAUGGCCUCUACUGCAAUAGCUGCUUGGCUCAGCAGUGUGUCAACAUCCAAGAUGCUUUCCCGGUCAAAAGAACCAGCAAAUACUUUUCUCUGGACCUCACUCACGAUGAGGUCCCAGAGUUCGUUGUAUAAGUCCCACCUGCGGGCAGCCCUGCGGGCAGCCGCUGUCUGCUGGAGGCUGUGGAGUCCGAGAUUCUUUACAUAUUAUUUGUGCCAUAUUUUUUCACCCCAAACUUAGCUCUUUCUUUAUAAUAUCCAUGAUGGAAACAAAAGCCUUGGGACAAUGCACUUUAAGUAUUAUGCAGAGGUAAAAGAUACACAGAAUGUACAAAGACAAGUGCCCGGAUGUUUAUUGACCCUUUGGGAACAAAUGUGCUUUAUAGUUUACCCAGCUUCCAGACUGUUAGGUUGUGGUGUGUGUGUUCUUCAUAUCUUGUUUUCUAGCUCAAAUACAUGUUUUUCACAUGAAAGAUAGAUGUCAGGCAUACCUGUUUGCUUGUGAAUUUUCUUUUUCUAGCCACUCCCUCAUGGAGCGCUUACGGUUCAAGAGGGAAGUUCUCUCUUCUUUUACUGAGAGCUGUUCUUAGUCCGUAGCCAUUGCUGCCCCAUAAGCGCUUGGCCCAAAUUGAACCUGAUGGUGGAAGCCUAUGGUUCUAGCCAAAGAUGAGCAUGUAACGGAAGCGCACUGCAGAGUCCAGAAGAUGUGUGCCGGGACUCCUUCACACCCCACAGUGCCACACCCACUGCUCUGUUCUUCCAGGAAGCGCUGGGCUUCACCUGUGUUCAUGAUGGUGCAUUGUGUGGAGUUUACAAAGCUGAUAUAUGUUAAAAAGAAAAAAUGGAAAUGUCUUCAGAAAAGUUUGUUUUGUUUUUUCUUUGUUGUUUUUCAAUGAUGGCAAACAAAUGGCAAUGCUAGUUUCUGCUUUAAAAAGAAAUGUAUAUGUUAUACAUAUAUAGUUACAUGGGACUAUAUGUGUUUAUAUGUGUUUAAAGCUUAAUGACUCCUCAUUUGGACUUCCAUGUACGCCUUGCACACAGAGAAUUCCUUGUUUGAUGUUGAGGAUAUGUUCCUGAAAGAAUGGUAGCCACAGACAAUCAGCUGAUAAGUACAGAGUUAAGAGUGACUUUCCUUGUGUGCCUUCGGCCAAGAUUCUCAACCCCAAUUGUAUAACAAGACUUAUCUGGGGAGCUUUUAAAACAAGCCUGGGUCCUACCCCAGGCCAAUUUAAAUCAGUCUCUUGUGGGUGGGGCUCAGGUAAAAAUGUCUUGCUUGUAAAGUUUACCAGGUAGAAGUAAUGCACAGUAGGAUUGGAACCCAUUGAUCCCAGAGUGUCUUUUUAUUAGUUUUGAAAUAAAAGUCUACAGGGGAUACUAGUGAUUGUGAAUGGGCCAUUUCUAAGACAGUCACUGCCCUGCUGCUGUUACAGUGUAUAAUGAAAGCAAGCCAGGAGAAUGAGUUUAUCAACUUGAUAUGCAAUGAAAAUGUUGCUCGCACUUCAGGAGAGAACUUCAUAGCACAAAGUCUUUCUAGGGGAUGUUUUUAAUGAUUUAGUAUUUUACAGCAUUUGUUUACCAUAUUUUGAUACUCCAUUUUUGCUAUCUUCCAGGUUUUAUUAAAAAAAAAACUAUGUAUUAUUUUCUAAAGAAACUCAUAUUUUUGUACAAAAUCAUGUUUUCAAGUAACGAAGAAAUAGAUUUAGGGUACAGCAGAGCAUAAGCAGUGUUCCCUGUGGAUGGGAGUCAGGGUUACAGAACCGGUGGCGGCCACAAGCCUGCCCCACCCCAGGCUGCCCUCCUGUGCAGGCACAGUAACUCACCCAGUAACUCCCACCUGACUCUGAAAAAAGAAGAAAACAAAAGUUCUGUGGCCGUGACAUUAUUUUGCUUUUGUGGAAUGCUUUUAGAAGAACCAAAGUUUCUGAUACCAGAAUGUAACUCAGUCUCCUCGCGGAAGGAUGAAAGUUGAAGGGAUGACUUAAUGACUUCUUUUGCUUAUGAGUCAUUACAUAACCUCACUAUUUUUUAUAGAGGCUUAGGGGCCAGACCCUGUUGAAGUUGGUACUCUUGAGAGCCCAGAUUGCCAUGCUGUGUGUUCGCACAGCCUUUCAGCAUCGCUUGCAGAUACAAAGAUGAAAAAGUUGCUUAAUUGAACAGAUGUGCUCAAUAACUUUUUUCCUCUCUGCUCCAGAAUCCAGUCUCCAGGGUUCUGCCAAUGGCAUUGCUUUUCAUCACUCUCCUUCAGCCAGAUUUGGGAAUGAAUAGCCUUAUGGAUUUUCAAAGAUGAAACCUGCUAGGAAACAUUUUUAGCUUUUCCAUUCAUGGUAGAAUUGUACACAGAUAUGUAUGUGGAAAUCCAUUUUGAAUAACUGACAUUUUUGUAUUGGGAAAUUGUUUUUAAAAAGAAAAGAAACGUAUACAGCUGUUAUUUAUGCUGUGUUUGUUAACAUGUCUGUUGCUGGUUAAUACACCGGUUUGGUCUAUGUCACUGCUCCGCGUCAUCUGCAUUUGUAUUUGCAACAGUGAGCUUUAUAUCUAAGUAAGCUGUAAAUAAUCCUUUCUGUGAAAGGAUCCUCAUGUUGGGAUGAUACUGAAAUAUGUUAAAAAAAAAAACUUGCAUUUAUUUUGUAAUUAUUUCUUAUAGGUGUUUCAUGGUAAGAUCAGCAGUCAAUAAAGUUAACUUUUUGGCCUUUAA
Molecule: messenger RNA, 4654 nt
Organism: Phodopus roborovskii (desert hamster)
Lineage: Eukaryota; Metazoa; Chordata; Mammalia; Rodentia; Cricetidae
Gene: Frmd6
Product: FERM domain containing 6
Exons: 14
Coding region: 235-2094 (619 amino acids)
Biological process (GO): positive regulation of hippo signaling
Cellular component (GO): cytoplasmic side of apical plasma membrane; cytoskeleton
Source: RefSeq, a predicted model, not a curated record